AUGGUGGAAGUCUGCCAGCCUGCAGAGAUGGAAGGUCUUGAAGGUACUGCUAAUAAGCUAAUAAGGCUGUGGAAUCUGGAUGAAAAGCCUGAGGGUGCAGAGCCCUGCUGGUAUGGUUCCCUGGACAGAUGCCCCCACUUAAACCAAGACCCAAGCAAGUCUUGUAGUUCCUUGGCUCCUGAGGAGGAUCUGGUGUCUGCCUCCCAACUGGAGGAAGAAGAAGAAGGGGAUCAGGAUCUGGAUCCAGAUCUAGCCCCAGACCCAGAGGGGGAGGAAGAAGAAGAGGUGGAGGAGGAAGAGCAUGAUCUCAGAGAUCCAGCUGUCCUCAGUGCUAUCCAUAACACCCAGAGAGGCCUUCUCAGCUCCUCUGGAAUCAAGACCUCUGGUGUGCUGGGGAUGUCACUUGCUUCAUUGCACUUCCUAUGGCAGACGCUGGACUACCUCUCACCAGUUCCCUUCCGGACAACUUCUCCCACUGCCAGCUCUCCAGCACGGCACUUCGGACCUCAACUUCUCUCACCAGACCCAAUUCUCUUCUGCAGCCUGCCAACCUCAUGGCACCCUAGUUUCAGUCAUCUGACCCAGCUCCACCCUCAGCACCAACGGAUCUUGCAGCUGCAACAACGUAGUCGAACACCAAGUUCCCCAGCCAAGAAGCCUUGGUCUCAGCAGCCAGAUCCCUAUGUUAACCUCAUGACCCGAAAAGAGAAAGACUGGGUGAUAAAAGUACAGAUGGUUCAGCUGCAGAGUGAGAACCCCCACCUGGAUGACUAUUACUAUCAGGAAUAUUAUCAGAAACUAGAGAAGAAGCAGACAGAUGAAGAGCUACUUGGGCGAAGGAGCAAGGUUGAAUCGCUGAAGCUGGUAACGCCUUACAUUCAGAAGGCAGAGGCUUAUGAGUCAGUGGUUCGAAUCGAGGGCUCCCUGGGCCAAGUAGCUGUAUCGACGUGUUUUAGUCCUCGCCGAGCUAUUGAUGCUGUACCCCACGGAUCUCAAGAGCAGGAGAUAGGAGCUGCAAGCAGUCAGAGGCUUCAGGUGUUGUCCCGGAUUGAGAAGAUGUUUCUUCAGUUACUAGAAAUAGAGGAGGGCCAGAAGGAUGGGCAUCCACAGCCCUGCUACUCUGAACAACAGAGCCACCAGGUUGAGAAGCUCUUCCAGGCCUUAAAGACCCAGGAGCAGAAAAAUCUGGAGGAGGCAGCAGAUGGUUUCCUGCAGGUGCUCUCUGUGAGGAAGGGGAAAGCUCUCGUGGCAAGGCUGCUCCCUUUCCUGCCCCAGGAUCAAGCUGUUAGCCUUCUUUUGGCUAUCACCCACCAUUUGCCCUUCCUAGUCCGGAGGGAUGUAGCUGAUCAGGCUCUACAAAUGUUAUUCAAACCUCUGGGCAAAUGUAUCAGUCACUUGACCUUCCACGAACUCCUCCAAGGACUUCAGGGGCUAAUGCGGUUUCCACCCAGCUCCUCAGAGCGGCCAGUCACUCUGGUGCUUCAGAACCAGUUUGGAAUAUCUUUGCUCUAUGCCCUACUGAGUCAAGGGGAGCAACUGGUAUCCCUGGAGUCCUCCCUUGAGGAGACCAACAGUGAUCAUACAGCUUGGACAGACAUGGUGGUUCUGAUUGCCUGGGAAAUAGCCCAAAUGCCAACAGCAUCUCUGGCGGAACCCCUAACCUUCCCCAGUAAUCUUCUUCCUCUGUUCUGUCACCACGUGGACAAACAAUUGGUACAGCAGCUAGAGGCUAAGAUGGAGUAA
This is a messenger RNA of Nyctereutes procyonoides (raccoon dog), 1743 nucleotides long. It is a transcript of the gene PATL2, whose product is annotated as PAT1 homolog 2. Lineage: Eukaryota; Metazoa; Chordata; Mammalia; Carnivora; Canidae. Bases 1 to 1743 code for a protein of 580 amino acids. Gene Ontology annotation, biological process: P-body assembly; deadenylation-dependent decapping of nuclear-transcribed mRNA. The transcript has 14 exons. Gene Ontology annotation, cellular component: P-body. The record is from RefSeq and is a predicted model, not a curated record. Gene Ontology annotation, molecular function: RNA binding.